Molecule: messenger RNA, 729 nt
Organism: Ixodes scapularis (black-legged tick)
Lineage: Eukaryota; Metazoa; Arthropoda; Arachnida; Ixodida; Ixodidae
Exons: 5
Coding region: 1-729 (242 amino acids)
Source: RefSeq, a predicted model, not a curated record
AUGACAUCAGUGAAAACUCUCUUUUUGUCUGUAUUGUCGGAGCAGUGCACCAACGACCAGUACCAGCGAUGUCUCUCUUCCCUGGAGAGCGUCACCAAAGGUGAAGACAUCACCCUGGUCACCAGUAAGCCUGAGCUUCACCAUGUCUGCAGGAAACUGAAGCGUGUGGUGGACUGCGUGGACAAACACACGGCGCAGUGCUUCGACGCCGCGCUUCAGCGGCUCUUCAACCAAGUGGUGGCGGGUGCGAAGGAAACCAUCGCCGAAGUCUGCCUGCCGGGAGAUACGCAGGACGACUUCCUCCGCCACGCCAGAUGCAACCGGAAAGUGACUAUGGACGAGACCAAGUGCGCGCCUGCUUACCGGAGGACCCUGGAACUCGCCAAGACAGUCAGCCAGACACAAGAUGUGGACCGGGGUCUCAGACGCUCCUGUUGCGCUUUCAGUGAGUUCGUGGAGUGCAAGAGCUUCCACGUGAGUCGGGACUGCGGAGAACGGGCGAGCGAGUUCUUUGCCAGGCACAUGGAACGCAUCUCGGGGCCUUUGAUCGAGGACCACUGCGGACCAUACGCCCACGGAGCCUGCGUAUCUGCUGCCACGGAUGCCGCCACACCCGCCAGCAUGCGCGGUUCUUACGGAACUUUAUCCACUAUCCUUCUUGUCCUGACAUCCGUCGUGUACACUGCCGGUUACCCCUGCCCUAGGAAUUCCUGCGGCAGCUGGCCGUGA